CUAUUGAUGGUAGACAUUUUGGCAGGUGUCAUUGUAGUUUUAAUUUGAAUUGCUGUGAUGAUUAGUGACGGUGAGCCUCUUUUCAUAUGUCUAUUAGUCAUCUGUAUGUCCUCUUUGGAGAAGUGUCUAUUGAGGUUCUUUGCCCAUUUUUAAAACGGGAUUGUUUAUUUUUUUGGUGUUGAGUUUUAUAAGUUCUUUAUAAGGGUGGGUUUUUAAAAAUAAACAGGAAAUCUUAUUUGCUUUAUCUGUACAACUGCCUUUCUCAGCAUUGGUGUGAACUUUAAAGAGACAAUUCAUGGAGAUGUGUGAGUUCAGUGCCUGGCCUAUAACAAGUACUACUAAUAAUAAUUAGAUUAAAAUACACUGUGAUCGGUAAAAAGGAGUAUUCUGGUUUAUUGGCAACGUCUAAGUAAGACCUGGUUUUUCUUGUUAAGGAAGCCGUGUGUGGGAAAGGGUGAGAGUCCAAAGGGACAAGAAAAAUGUCGAUAGGAGAGGAGAGAGUGGGAGUCCACAUAAGUACUCAUGGUGCCAGCUAUUAGAAAAGUGAGGGUGGCAAAUGCUUACAGUGUCAGCCACCACUGGGUUCCUUGGCCCUGGGUCAUGGCGGUCAGUGGUGGAGGAUCGAGAACAAAAAAGGGCAUCCACUCGGCGACUAUGUUCGGGGAGCAGUGGCUAUCCCCUUGUCCCUGGGAGCAGACCAUUGAAUAAAGAAAGAAAGAGGAGAAGAAAGAAGACAAGAUCUGGUCUCUGAAGACCUAGAUGACAAGCAGUAAUCUGAACAUCACUGAACCCUGAAGGUGUCACUGUGCCAUCCUGAAAUUUGCCAACAGAAAAUGCCUCUAAAAGGUAGAUGAAGCUGGAAAAGUAUGCAGAUGCAGCGUUGCAUAUGGCCUGUCCUAAUGUUCAAGGACAGUAUUCCAGAGAGAAAUUGAUUCCCUUGGAUUUGGUCACCAGUCAUAAUGAAGAAAAUCAGUCUUAAAACCUUCCGGAAAUCUUUCAAUUUGACUAAAAGUAAAGAAGAAGCAGAUUUCAUGGUAGUGCAACAGCCCUCACUAGCUGGUGAUUUUGGGAAAGAAGAUUCCUUGUUCGGUAGCUGUUAUGGGAAGGACAUGGCCAGCUGCGACAUCAACGGUGAAGAUGACAAGGGGGCCAAAAACAGAUCCAAAAGCGAAAGCCUCAUGGGUACGUUAAAAAGACGGCUUUCUGCCAAGCAGAAGCAGAAGGGCAAGGGCGGCGGCCCCUCUGGGAGCUCUGCUGACGAGGACACCUUCUCCUCCUCCUCAGCACCCAUGGUCUUUAAAGAUGUGAGAGCUCAAAGGCCCAUCCGGUCCACGUCCCUCCGCAGCCAUCACUACAGCCCUACGCCAUGGCCUCUGCGGCCCACAAACUCUGAGGAGACAUGUAUCAAGAUGGAGGUGAGAGUCAAGGCUUUGGUGCACUCUUCCAGUCCAAGCCCAGCCCUCAACGGGGUUCGCAAGGACUUCCAUGACCUUCAGUCGGACUCGGUGUGCCAGGAACAGAACAGUUCCCUGAAGAGCUCAGAUUCUCCGAACGGAGACCUGCACCUUCACCUUGAUGAGCAUGUGCCUGUCGUUAUCGGACUUAUGCCUCAGGACUACAUUCAGUAUACUGUGCCUUUAGAGGAGGGGAUGUACCCUCUGGAAGGACCCCGCGGCUAUUGUCUGGACGGGUCUUCUCCCAUGGAAGUCUCUGCGGUCCCUCCUCCCGGGGGAGGGAGCUCCUUCCCCGAAGACGAGAAUCAGGUUGACCAGGAGCUCGUGGUGGCCCCAGAGAUCUUUGUGGAUCAGUCGGUGAAUGGCCUGUUGAUCGGCACCACGGGGGUCAUGCUGCAGAGCCCCAGAGCAAGUCACGACGAUGCCCCUCCGCUCUCACCGUUGCUACCUCCAAUGCAGACGAAUCCGAUCCAAAGGAAUUUCGGCGGGAUCACUGGCGCAGACGCCCACGUGGCAGAGAGUAUGCGCUGUCAUUUGAACUUCGAUCCUAACUCUGCCCCUGGGGUUGCCAGAGUUUACGACUCAGUGCAGAGUAGUGGGCCCAUGGUUGUGACAAGCCUUACGGAGGAGCUGAAAAAACUUGCAAAACAAGGAUGGUACUGGGGACCGAUCACACGCUGGGAGGCAGAAGGGAAGUUAGCCAAUGUGCCCGAUGGCUCUUUCCUUGUUCGGGACAGUUCUGACGACCGUUACCUUUUAAGCUUGAGCUUCCGCUCCCAUGGCAAAACACUUCACACUAGAAUCGAACACUCAAAUGGUAGGUUUAGUUUUUAUGAGCAGCCAGAUGUGGAAGGACAUACGUCUAUAGUUGAUCUAAUCGAGCAUUCAAUCAGGGACUCUGAAAACGGAGCUUUCUGCUAUUCUAGGUCUCGGUUGCCCGGGUCUGCAACUUACCCCGUCAGACUGACCAAUCCGGUGUCCCGGUUCAUGCAGGUUCGCUCUUUGCAAUACCUGUGUCGCUUUGUUAUACGUCAGUAUACCAGGAUAGACCUAAUUCAGAAACUGCCUUUGCCUAACAAAAUGAAGGACUAUUUACAGGAGAAGCACUACUGAAAUUAGGGGAGCCCUGAGUCCUGCACUUUGGGAGGAAGGAAAAGAGAUUGAAAUACAGUUUACAGAUGUUCAUUGCUAUCAGAAUCUUUGCUGCCAUACUAUUUCAGUUUUCUAUGUAAAAGAGUAAUCAAUUUGUUUUCAGGUGGGAAGUGUGGGCAAGGUGUCUUGGUUUUAUUUUGGUUCUUUAAAAAGGGAAUCUUGAGGCUUAACAAGUGUGAGUUCUCUUUCAUCAAUGUUCAGAAUAAUCACAAUGUGAAUGAUCAGAUUCUCCUUUCCCCCACCCCCCGUCCUUUGCUGCUAUCCACUGUGAUUUUUAUGCAUUAAAAGCACAUUUCAUGUGUAUUCAACCCUAAGUAAAGUUGAAUGAAACUUACAGAAUGAAAAUUGUCAUGUCUCUUUAAAUGGCCCAUUUUCAAAGAUAAUGUUGAGAAAUCAUACCCUUGUGAUAGAACAGAGAAUUUACAUGUACACUGAAAAUGAUUUUUUAAUCUCAUACUUGAGAAAGAUUUAUUUAGAAUUAUGAAUUGAUGUAAUCUUGGGUACUGGAAUGUGGACCUGCAACGUAUCUUUUAUAACACUCAUUUCUAAAUUAUUUUAAAGACUGUGCUGUUUUUUUGUUUUGUAUUGUGAAAAUUUGAAUUUUUCUGUUGCCUUCAUUUUCAUCUUGUGAUUUGUCUAUUUUAAUAAAUGGCCUUACAUAAAAAAAUCAUAAAGAACUGCAUAUAACCAGUUUAGAAAUUGUUGCCUUUUCUGUCCUAAGUUCUGGUACAAAUUGGCAUAACAUAUAAAGAUCUAUGGCAUUAGAGAUAUUAAAGAAGUACUAGAUGGUCAUA
This is a messenger RNA of Pipistrellus kuhlii (Kuhl's pipistrelle), 3400 nucleotides long. RefSeq names its product suppressor of cytokine signaling 6 (gene SOCS6). The transcript has 3 exons. Gene Ontology annotation, biological process: regulation of growth; intracellular signal transduction; protein ubiquitination. The record is from RefSeq and is a predicted model, not a curated record. Gene Ontology annotation, cellular component: phosphatidylinositol 3-kinase complex. Gene Ontology annotation, molecular function: 1-phosphatidylinositol-3-kinase regulator activity. Bases 960 to 2567 code for a protein of 535 amino acids. Lineage: Eukaryota; Metazoa; Chordata; Mammalia; Chiroptera; Vespertilionidae.